Aspergillus neoniger CBS 115656 is the source of this 870-nucleotide messenger RNA. Its product is annotated as dolichol-phosphate mannosyltransferase subunit 3. The coding region runs from base 132 to 410 and encodes 92 amino acids. The transcript is spliced from 3 exons. Gene Ontology annotation, biological process: GPI anchor biosynthetic process. Gene Ontology annotation, cellular component: dolichol-phosphate-mannose synthase complex; endoplasmic reticulum membrane. Lineage: Eukaryota; Fungi; Ascomycota; Eurotiomycetes; Eurotiales; Aspergillaceae. The record is from RefSeq and is a predicted model, not a curated record.
CAGACACCAGCUUAACUCUCCCGCAGUCUCUCAUUCUAAACCCGGGCAACAUUGUAACAUCACUUCUACCCUCUUUUACUUCAGUCCAUCUUGACCAAGACUUUUUCUCUCGACUUUACACAAACAUCACCAUGACGCGUGCUCAGCAGACUCUCUCCGUUCUCCUACUUGUCUCCUCGCUCUACCUAGUCCUCUACCUUGGCCUCGUUCCUCUCAACGAGACCGUCCAGACUGAAGUCAUCCCUGUUCUCCCAUUCUACGCCUUAAUAUGUUUUGGCUGUUAUCUUCUCGGCCGACUGGGUCUGGCCAUCCUCACAUUCAAUGAUGUGCCCGAGGCGCAUGAAGAGCUACAAAAGGAGAUCGAACAGGCCAAGGCCGAAUUGCGCAGAGCGAAUGUCGAUGUCGAUUAAAAAAACAGCGAAUCCCUCACUGUCCAAUACCAUAUCAGUUUCUUUUCUUGUUGAUUCGGCUGGUUUGUGCAAUAUGGUGGUCUGGUUUACUUGGAUGGGGGCGGUUUAUUACUACUAGCUUCUUUCAAUGUUAGGUUUUCCUGGGGCAAAAGGGGCCCUUGGAGCAUUGUUCCCUUGAUGUCCUGUAUGUGGAGGUGUGUUUCAUGCCAUUACACUGAAGUGAACUCUUCUUAGUCUGAGUAAUUGGGUUUCAGCGGUCCAAUUCGAUUUUGUGUGUUUCUAUGUCUAUGCAUGGCAUGUUUACUACUAUGGAACCACUUUUGUUUUGUGGUGUCACCUCCCUACUCGGGGAUUCUUGUAUGAUGACACAUUGCCAUCUACAUUCCAUAUUGAACGCCAUGGAGAAAACGAAUAGUUUCGCAUUCUGCGUGAGCGAACCUGAAUCGCAACUGUUGUUAAG